GUCUGUUUGAUGGGCUCUGUACUUAUUUUGCCAUUUCCUCUGUCCUUUUCUGUAUUAUUUUGAGAUAUUUUUGUUACCAUCAAGUUGUGAGAGUUGUCUCCUCCGCUGAUCUAACGGAUUUGAUUCGGGCGACGAGUCGAGCAUGAAUCCUUCGUUGUGGAAAUCUCUGCGAGUGGGAUCAAGGAAGAACGAGCUCUCGCCCACAGCCAAAGAGGGCGGACUUGAAUCUUCUACCGACGGGAAUAGCCAACGAACGCCUCAAGUCAGUACGGCACCAGCAAACAUAGUCGACAUCGAAACGCUUGGCAAAGAUGCUUCACAAGAUCAACUUGCUGUCCUGCAAUCAAGCAUUCCGCGAUCAAUAACACCAGUUCUAAAAGACCAGUAUACACUAUAUCCUCUACAUACAUCGUCGAAUGCGAAUUCGGUGCCAUGCGAGGGACACUAUGCCAUAGAUUUCGUCGCAGUUCAUGGGAUCGAUGGCGGAUCACACAAGACAUGGACUCAUGGCAAUGGCUACUAUUGGCUCCAAGACUCUAUACCAAAUGAUUUUCCUGGGGCAAGAGUAUACUCGUUCGGGUAUCCGGCUGAGGUGCUCUUUACGAGAGGGAAGUCUGACAUCUCAGACUUUGCCUCAGCUCUUUUAGAAGAAGUCAAAGCGACACGCAGCACCAAAGAAGAUCAACGACGACCUCUUAUUUUUAUAUGCCAUAGCAUGGGUGGCAUUGUUGUGAAACAGGCCAUGAACAUAUCAGUCUUCGAAAAAGACCGAUUCGGCACUAUCCGCGAAGCAGUAUUUGCCAUUAUGUUCUUUGGCACUCCGCAUCGAGGAUCUGACUACGCAAAAUUCUUUACCAAUUUGGCUCGUGUAGUCAACGUGCCUCUUAUGAGCACUUCACGCUUUACUGGCAAAACGCGCGUUGACCUGAUCAAAUCCUUGAAUCGACAUUCAAAGACACUGUCUGAGAAUUCAAAGCAAUUUCGGCUUCAAACAAACAAUUUCAAAAUUCAUUCUUUCCUCGAACAAGAUUCUACACCGCCGCUGAACGAAAAGGUCGUCGAUGAUAUGAGUGCUUGCUUGGGUGUUGAGAAAGAGACUUUACAUCCCAUGCUCGGCUGUGAUCAUAGAACCCUCUGCCGGUUCUCUGGAAGAGACGAUCUGCACUACAAGAGAGUCUUCAACGUAUUACAAGAAAUAGCUACAGAGGCCACCACUAAAUUCGAAGCCGAGCUCACAGCAGAGGAUGAACCAUGUCUCCACUCCCUCUCCUUCCAAACUAUGACCUCCCGCCUCCAAGAGACCACCCUCUCAGCCCCGCACCCAAAAUCCUGCACCUGGAUCCUCACCCACCCCUCCUUCCACUCCUGGACCAAAAGCAACGAGAAUAGACUCCUCUGCAUCAAAGGCCACCCGGGAACCGGAAAAUCAACAUUAAUGUCAUUCCUCCAUCAUCACCACCUCAUCCAUGCCCCUGCCGACACUAUCAUCCUUUCCUUCUUUUUCCAUGGAAAUGGAUCCUCGCUGCAGAAAUCUGAGCUAGGCAUGUUUCGUUCCCUUUUGCAUCAGUUAUAUAAACAGAGUUUCCACGCCCGGAAACAGAUCCUUGCCUUUUACCAGCAAAGGGUUAAGGAAAGCGGGGUUUGUGGGAAUGAUUGGGAAUGGCAGGCCCCCGAAUUGCGGGAAGUAUUUACUUCGAUAUUGACUUCUCAAUCUUCGAUCGAGGCAGGAGUAAGGAGCACAAAAGAAGUUCUAAUUUUCAUCGAUGCUCUCGAUGAAGCAGUUGCUGGGGGCGGGAGUAAAGCAGCAAAAGAGCUGCUUGAUUAUUUUAACGAUUUGUUGGAGAAGGGAAGAGUGCGAGGCAUCAAGAUCUGUACCUCUAACCGUCAUUACCCUGUUAUUUCUCCGCUUUUGGCUAAGAUCCUUGUCAUUAAUGUUGAAGGAGAGAAUCGGCAUGAUAUUGCGGCGUUCGUUUCGCAUUCCCUGUACCAUGGCGUCGAGUCUUGGGCAAGCGAAGAUGAGGAGGAGAAAAGGGAAUUAGAGGAGGCGCUAGUGAGUAAAGCAGCAAGUGUAUUUCUGUGGGCGAAGUUGAGGGUGGAGAAAGUGGUUAAGGGACUCAAUGAUGGCGUUUUUGGGGUGAGGGAUGUGAGCGCGAUGGUGAAGAGGAUGAGAUCGUUGGUGAAGAGAUCAGGUAUGGGGAGGUGAAGGCGUUUGUUGAUACUGAUGUGAGGAUGGAGAGAUUGGUCAAGAGUUUGUCUGGUGGGUUGGCUGAAGUGAGAUAUUAUGGGAAGGAAGGAAUCGUGCAGCUCUUUCAUCAGAGUGUGAAUGAUUUCUUGCGUACUGAUGGCUUGGCUAUCCUGCAUCGAUCUGUGA
Molecule: messenger RNA, 2371 nt
Organism: Mollisia scopiformis
Lineage: Eukaryota; Fungi; Ascomycota; Leotiomycetes; Helotiales; Mollisiaceae
Exons: 8
Coding region: 143-2203 (686 amino acids)
Source: RefSeq, a predicted model, not a curated record